Molecule: messenger RNA, 7648 nt
Organism: Daphnia pulex (common water flea)
Lineage: Eukaryota; Metazoa; Arthropoda; Branchiopoda; Diplostraca; Daphniidae
Product: ER degradation-enhancing alpha-mannosidase-like protein 1
Exons: 10
Coding region: 5640-7415 (591 amino acids)
Biological process (GO): mannose trimming involved in glycoprotein ERAD pathway; carbohydrate metabolic process; endoplasmic reticulum mannose trimming
Cellular component (GO): membrane; endoplasmic reticulum
Molecular function (GO): calcium ion binding; mannosyl-oligosaccharide 1,2-alpha-mannosidase activity
Source: RefSeq, a predicted model, not a curated record
ACUUUGUCUUUCCUCAUGACAGAUUUCUAAACCAAUAAAGUCAGCCUCCGUAGUCUUUUUUCCCCGCUGCCUUGAUGUGCACUGCACAGAAGGGAAAAUUGGUAUUUCGACACUGGUUAGCGAGCAGCAGUAGUCCUCCUCCUUGCGAUUUCUCUUUCUCCUACCUCCGCAUUUUCCUAAGGUAUACAGUAGAUGCUCUCUUAUUGAUCGCUUGUAGGCUUCUACUUAUGCGAUCCUUUAAGACCCGGUCCGUAUGAAAAGUAGUAUGUUCUGUUAUUGUGCUUUUAGCUCCGCUGAUAUUCAGGUAAGUAUGAGGUGCAUCUGGGUGGAUAAAUAUCCCAUUUUUUGCGGAUUGGCAGUGCGGGUCGCAAGUUGAAUCCCAAGUGAUGAACCAACCCGGGUGCAUCCUUGCAGGCGUGGUCUCCGCCCAUUCGUUUUCGUUCCGUAGUCGCCCCGUUUUGACGAUGGAGUCCGCAGUAUUUUCUUUUCUCCCCGUUCUCUUUCGCCCUUCUAAAUGGAGCAGCGUCUCUCGGACGACCGUAAAACAAAAGCAUUAGCUAAUGCUCGUCGACUCUAAAAAUAGGCAUUACUCUCUACUACUAUAAAUAUUAGAUGGAAAAGAGAACUUUAAGAGUUAUCUGGUAGGCUACAUUUUCUACCACUUUGUUCAACCCGGUUUAUUGAAACUUUAGCAGGAAAUCGUUUACGUUUUGUUUUCGACUUUACUGGAAGAAAAAGAAUGAACUGUAUCGUUUUAAUAAAAGAAAUGGUAUAAAUCCUGAAUGAAGAAGUUUUUGGUACCCCAACUGUUACUGGCUGUGAUGUAACGCGAUUCCUCUGGGGGGAAAAUUUUUCACGAUACCAACAGGCACCCCUUCCCACGCUCUCCGCCCUCAACUUUUCCCGCAAUGUCACACAGGCAACGAGUACAUCCUCUUCUGUAUUUUGUAUCCUCGACAUUUAUCUUUUGCUUCUUUAUUUCUCGAUUCUCGAUUUAUUCGUUUCUUUUAUUUCUUUCAAAGUGCGCGCUCUUUCAAAUCCUUCCGGUUUUAUGUCUGAGCCUUUAUUUACAACUACAUCCGACACGUAUGACAUGAUGGAGAAUCAGCUAUUACCGAUGGAAAUCCUCUUUUGUGUUUACUCUAUACUAGAGACUAAAUGCACAUCCUUUUUUUAUAGUUCAUCAGAUUGUAUGGCGUUUAGUUUUUACAAUUUUCUGCCUAGAGGCUAUUAAUCCCGUUGUUGCGCCGUUGCAAACACAAAAAGAAGCUCUGUCGCGUGACUCAGCGUUUUUUUUUUCCCGUAGUUGAUGACAAAGAGCGACCGUCGUCAUGCAAGGACAUGAGACGCAAAAUGCCCAGCCAGUCAUAACUCGUGCCAUCUCGUGCUGUCGGUCGCGAUUGUCGGCACGAGCUAUGAGGUGAUCGAUCGUCGGGUGUGUGUAGGUCUUUCCUGCCUCCGCCGUCCUGUUACUUCCUUGAGCACGCACACAUAUUCCAGCUCGUAGGGACAUUGGAAUAAGCCUUAUACCACAGCGGCGGACUAUUCCUCUCUUAUUUCCUCAUUCUUGCUUUUAUCUUUUCUAUCUUGGGUUGCCCGGCUUGCUCCACCGUCAUCCCUCCAGCUCUUUGCUGAAACUGCGGCUGACGCUCUGCUCUUUGGCUCUCUUCUCGCUUUCUCAUCUUUAUACGAAAACAGGUCCCGAUCGAUGAAACGUAACACACAGUGGUGGCCUUCGUUCUCUUUGCCCCGUCGCAUCUCAUACGCCACUUUAUAAUGCUUUGGAGCUUUUGCAUCCGUGUUUUCUUCAGCGAGAAUGGUACCGUAGGUAGUAGGUCAUUUGGUCUACCGGAUGAAUUUUUCAGUUUUCUUUCCUCCGCGAGCAUCGCUGAUGUAUACUGGCGCAUUCAAUCUUCUUUCUGGAUUUUCAUUAAAGUCCAAAGUAUCAACUCCCACGGACGAUCUUGUGGUUCACGUCCUACCGACUCUAAUUAUUUAAAGUCACUCUGCAAUUCAUACCUUGACUGUAACCGUAAAUAAGAAUGUAUUAUGCAAUGCUCCUUGAAACGUGAAUACCCUAUCCGCCUUGGCACUACCCCACAUUCGAUCGAUCGUUCGUAUUUUCCCUCAUCUCUCUCAGAGUCCAUUCGUCCGAUCGAGUACCAAUAACUUCAUCGGAUUGCAUUACAAGGGUUAUUAAUUUAUGCAUAGUUGGUCGUCUGUGUGGGAAAGGGGGACGAGUACAUGAAUUCUAGAAUCACGAUUGUAUUUCAUUGUCGACUGUUAUGAUGAUGUAGAGAAUAUCAGUAACUCUGGUUCUCAUCUAGCCAGUAAAAUUGUGGAAGUUGAAACUUCCGGUGGAAAAAGACUUAACUUAGACAAAGCUCGUCAGAAAUGAAAUACCAAUCGUCCUGAAAUAAUAAACUAGCCCGAGUACUGCUGCGCCAACGCAUCACAAACUUUGAAACGAAGUAACAUGAUUUAACAUUUGUCGUGUGCACCAUUGACGCACGAGUCUUUCCCGAGUGUUGGCCUACUCUGAAUAUUUUUCUCUGAACGGUCGCAUUUAUAUAACCUUCACCCUGGUUGGUUGUAUAAUUAAUGGUAAUUUUUUUAAACGAAUUCUCAUUGCAGUUUCUCAUUUUUCAUUAUCUGUGUAGAUUAGCAAAAAAAAAAACAAGACUAAAAUUCUGUUAUCCUUCCUUGAUAAAUCAUUUUAGGUUUAGCCGAUGUGCCUAUUCAAAGCCUUGCGUUAUUUGCGUAGUCAAAACCAAAUUUGAGUAGCGCUUCCGGCAUCGAUUGCUCAGUUCAGUGAUUAUAUAAUGUUGAAGAGGGGAAAUGAUUUUAAGAUGAAAGAGUUGCUGAAAUUCAUCUAGAAAAGUGUUUAGCCGUUAUUGAGGAGAUAAAAUUUCCCUCCCACAUUAGCACGGGAGAAUGAAAUCAGCAUUUCAACUCUGUCGGUCGAUUUUUAUCGCCCCCGCGUCUUUCACACAUGUUUUCCCGACACUAUCAGUUUUCCCAUUGAAGUUUCAAAGCGCGUCCAGCAUGGGCGUUUUCAUGAAGGUAACGAUGCUGGGCUAAAAGACGGACAGAAAAGGAUAUGAGGGCGAUCCAAAAAAUCCAGCUACUGAAGCUGCUAAUGAGGCACCUCGUUCUAGACAUCCUGAAUAGAAAGGAUAUGCUCUGCGUCGAUGAAUUCGCAAGCUUGCAAGGAGUGCCUGCAAACUGCAUUUCUAAAACUUUGUUUGAAAUGACUGUGUAUGUAUGUAAACCGUUCAUAUACGUAUAAUAGUUUUCGUAGAACGGGGGGGGAGGGGGUUUAGAUAUGCUACGCGCAGCUUUACUAUUCAGUUGUUGUAAUGCUGAUACGCCCCCGCGGACGGUGAACGACGUGAACGCCGUUUGUUAUUCAUUUGCAGAAUUGAUCCAGUCGUGAAAACAAAUCCGCUUUUUUGUUAUAUGUUGUGGGGGGGGGACGCGUAUGUUCACCUAAUCUCAACGGCGAUUCCUCCGCGCAGAAGUAGCAAGAAAUCUAUAGUCUACGAAAUGUUACUAUGUUAAUUCCAGCAGUGACGAUUCUUCUUGGAAUUAUUUGCGGUGGCGCUUUCUGGAAAUUGUGAUUAAUGUUUCCUUGGUGAAUCGAUAAGCAGAGUUGCAUUCAACUACUGCGCGGACUUGUUGAAUUUCAAAAUAUUGACGUAAGAAAAUGGAUAUUCAGUUAACAAACCUUUCUGUGUGCGCUGUUGCAGUGACCGAUGUAUCGAUUGGCGAGCGUGGUAUUUAUUUAUUGUAGCACAGUGCACUCAACUGGCCGUCAUAAUGCGCCUGGGGAGUUCUUUUAGAAUGCUGACACUGUGCUUUGAUUCAAGAGUAUACCACUACUACCAGACCAUCAUCGAGAUUGGAGCACACGACUGCUUUUGUUCCCUUUGCCAAGCUCUCUUGGAUGUUCAAGAAGUAGCCUUUACACUACCCACUGAAUAUAUAUAGUGCUAUAGCGAAGUUCUCUAGCCAAGUUUGUAUAGGCCUAGUGGUCUACAUAGUCCAGUUGACAUCGAUGUUUACUAAUAAGCAGGUUCCCGAGUUGUUUGCGAGUACUCUAUUGCCUACUAAAUAGAGCUCCUGCGCAAAUGUAAGUGACAAUGGCCUCCGUCAAAUUAUUCAUGACUUGAUUGUCUAUAUUGCUUUACAUAGAGAAUGAAUGCAUACCUUUAGGCUGUGAUAUAUACUGUACAUAAUCAGAGAGGCACGUACUAUACACUCCGAUAAUCAUGGAAAUGGUUUCCGAUGCGGGGGUUGAAUUAAUGAGUUUCCUGCGUAUUCUGAAAGUAUCUGCGGAUCAAGCCAAUAAUGUUCACGUAUCGACCGCAGUGAUUAUUGUUUGCUGCCGCAGCAAGAUCUCCGAUGUGCGUCCUUAUAUACGCACUAUCAAGAAGCAAGGAUCGAUAAUGGGAUUACUAUUUUCAUUACUCGUACAACAGUACACAGUAGUCACGGAGAUGUAUAAAAUAUCAGAGAGAAUGCCCGAACAUUUGUUCAGUUUCAUCAGAUGCAUACUUUUUGAUUCCACCUUAUUCUCUCAUUUCUAAUAACCGCUGCGGGCGUGUGAAGUUACGUAUAUUGCGAUUGAGAUUUCGAAUCGUAGUUGGCAUAUCCACUAUCUUUGAAGGUUCUCUCGCCAGAUCGGAAACCAAUAAUACUUCAUUUCCUCGAAUACUCAGUUCUUCUCGGAUGCGAUCGUUGAAGCGUCGACGAAGCAAUAACUUUCAUAGUUAGCGGAUGAACGCCUUCGCUGGGUGGGCAAUCAAUCCAAUGCAUGCGUUUCCUUUAUGGUUUAAAUAACAGGACUUUCUAAAAUAUUUAAUAAUGCACAGUCAAUCAUCUCUCGAGGCGCAUUUUCCUUUGAGAUUAAAGCGGUGAAUGAAACGAGUUAGAAAGCUAGGCCCUUUUUUGUCAGUUAUCUAAAUUCUACUUAGGUGAAUAUCUCUGUUGCAGCGUGUGAUAUUUUUUCGUUGGGCAAAAACUAACUAUAAGUUGACAUGGAAUAUAAACCGGAAAAGUUCCUACUAAUAACAUUGCUGCCUAAUAAGAUGAAGCAGACCGGGUUGAUUACCUGGAGUAAAAUGUUUUACGAUUUAAAGAGCGCGCGCCAUCUCUAUUAGUUUUUACUUGGCAUCAAUUACGUUUAGACAAAACUCUGCAUGGACAACAAUAACAUCUGUACUACCUCGAUGCUGACGGGGGUUUCUCAGAAGAACACAACUACCGUAGCGAAUCAUAUUAGUUUUAUGAAAUGAUUUUUUGUGUUAGCGAAGCAAAAUUGGCAAUAAAAGCUUUACAAAGCUCCCCCACGCACUCACACUGGCGCCACUUGAAAAUCUCGGGAUAUAGCAGACGAACUUUGUGUUUAUUAUUUUUGUUGUGACGAUUUGACGGAAAUUAGGCAGUUGACCAAUGAGAUUUCGAAUGGUGUCAACGUCAACUCAUUCUUGAGCGUUUUAUUCGUUUCCUUUCAUUUCAAUUCCAUUUGCUGCCCGAUUGUGUUUUAGUUGGAUUUAUCAAAGUGUUUCUAAUGGAGGCGGGGUUUGGAGUAGUAGAGUAAUUUUUCCUAGCCAUGUCAACAGAUCUUCAAUAUAGAAAUGAUUGGAGUUUCAGGAAACUGUGCCUUUGUUUGUCAAAUUCUGAUCAUACCACUAAUUGUUCUGCCUUUAAACCAUCCCUGUCUUUCACUUUUGUCAACUUGGGGUGAAGAUUUCCAACUUAAAUAUUCACAUUUCCCGGAAAGCCUGAGACUAGAAAUGGUCAAUGAAACAAAAAAAAUGUUCUAUUUUGGAUACGAUAAUUACAUGAAUCUUGCCUUUCCGUUGGAUGAGCUCAACCCUAUUCUAUGUAGUGGAAGAGGACCAGAUUAUGAUAAUCCAUCAAAUAUUAAUAUCAAUGAUGUCCUGGGAAACUACUCUCUCACUUUGAUUGAUUCCCUGGACACCCUUUUGAUAAUGGGAAAUAUCUCUGAAUUCAAAAGAGCAGUCAAGCUUGUAAUUGAAAAUGUCUCUUUUGAACAGGAUUCUACCAUACAAGUUUUUGAAGCUAGCAUUAGACUCUUGGGUGGUUUACUGUCAGCUCACCUUCUAAUCAUAGAUAAUUUCAAAUACCUGGGUGAUUUGGAACUUGAUGAUUAUGACAAUGAAUUAUUAGACAUGGCCCAUGAUCUUGCAGCCAGAUUGUUGCCUGCCUUUGAUAAUACAAAAACAGGAAUCCCUCAUCCAAGAGUGCAUUUGAUUAACGGUGUUCCCGUUGAGGGAAUUACUGAGACCUGCACGGCUGGAGCAGGGACACUUUUAGUUGAAUUUGGAAUUUUGAGUCGGUUAAUCAAGGAUCCCGUUUACGAAAAUUAUGCCCGAAGAGCUGUCAAGUCAUUGUGGGAUCUCAAAAACAAAGACACAGGCCUUUUAGGUAAUACCCUGGAUAUUCAAACAGGACAAUGGACUGGGCAGUUAAGUGGCAUUGGAGCUGGCAUGGAUUCAUAUUAUGAAUAUCUCUUGAAGUCUUUUAUAUUGUUUAAUGAACCAGAAGACCUUGAAACAUUCCAAAGUAGUUAUGAGACCAUCAAAGCUUACUUGAGAAAAGGCCGACAAAAAUGUAAUGAUGGUGAUGGGGAGCAUCCAAUAUAUGUCAACGUCGACAUGAAAAAUGGAGCAACCUCGACCACUUGGAUUGAUGCACUUCAGGCGUCCUUUGCUGGGCUUCAGGUAUUAUAUGGAGAUGUUGAAGAAGCCAUUUGCAGCCACGCUUUGUAUUUCGCGGUUUGGAAAAAAUGGGACGCAAUACCCGAACGAUUCAAUUGGCAACGCAAAGAGCCUGAUGUUUCGUUCUAUCCCCUGAGGCCAGAAUUUGCCGAGUCCACUUAUUUGCUCUAUCAGGCAACCAAAAACCCGUUUUACUUGAGAGUUGGCCAAGCCAUACUUGAAAGCCUUAAUCUCUACGCUCGAGCGCCAUGCGGAUAUGCAACGCUGCACAGCGUCAUUGACAAGUCACAGGAGGAUCGAAUGGAGUCUUUCUUCCUGAGCGAAACCUGCAAAUAUCUAUAUUUACUCUUCGACAUUCAUCAUCCAAUCAACACUAAUGCGGAAAGGUACUUGUUCACCACAGAGGGACACGUCAUCCCAAUCACUUCCGCUUUGCGCCCUUUCAAUUGGGAUGGCGAUGAAGUAGAUAGUCACACAGGGAGAUUGUUGCCCUCUUCUCGAUACAGUCACCGACGUCAUGCCUCUCGAGUGUCCGAUUCAGAUGUGGUCGCUGUGCCGAAUAAUAGCACUCAUAGGGUUUGCUCUUCGGUGCAAUUAGAACAUGGCUCUCUUCCGCUGAAACAACGCUACCUCGUUCAGUUAUUUGAUACCAUUGGAGCUGAAUUAUAAUGGUGAAUUGAUCGAUUCUUAUGGAUUAAAGAAAAGUGGCUUAAGUAAUAGGUUUUGCCGUUUUGGGGGUCCCGGUUUUUUCCUCUUGAGAUCCAACAAAGGAUCCAAGUAUAACGUUUGUUUGUGAUUCCAUAGUCUUAGAGAAGUCUUGGCCUUUUAUGAAAAAAAAAAAGAAACCUAUUUAAUAAGCUCUUUAUAUACAGAUUGAAAUACAAAUUGAAUUUAUUGUUAAA